GCGGGGAGACACCGGGCUGCAAGAUGCCGCGCUCCUUCCUGGUGAAGAAGCACUUCUCGGCCAGCAAGAAACCCAACUACAGCGAGCUGGAGAGCCAGGCGGUGCUGGCCGCCCCGCUGCUGUACGAGACGUGUCCGCUGCCCGUCAUCCCCCCGCCCGAGGUGCUCGGCCCCGGAGCCUACUACCCUCCGCUGGUGUGGGACGCGGGGCUGCUGUCCAGCCUGUUCCCGGGCGGCCCGGGCAGCGAGGCUGCGGCCGGCGCGGCCCCCGCGCUGGACCUGACGGCGCUCUCCAGCGAGGAGGAUGAAGGCAAGAGCUCGGGGCCCCCCAGCCCGGCCUCGGCCCCCGCCGCCGCCGAGCGCUUCCGCUGUGCCCAGUGCGCCAAGGCGUACUCCACCUUCGCCGGGCUCUCCAAGCACAAGCAAUUGCACUGCGACGCCCAGGCCAGGAAAUCCUUCAGCUGCAAGUACUGUGAGAAGGAGUACGUGAGCCUGGGGGCUCUCAAGAUGCACAUCCGGAGCCACACGCUGCCCUGCGUCUGCAAGAUGUGCGGGAAGGCUUUCUCCCGGCCCUGGCUGCUGCAGGGCCACAUCCGGACGCACACGGGUGAAAAGCCCUUUUCCUGUACACACUGCAACCGGGCCUUUGCUGACCGCUCUAAUCUCCGUGCCCACCUGCAGACCCAUUCAGAUGUAAAGAAGUACCAGUGCAAAACCUGCUCCCGGACUUUCUCCCGCAUGUCGCUGCUCCACAAGCACGAGGAGACAGGCUGCUCUGGCUCUCGCUGAGGACUCCACUCCCGGGCCUCCCACCAACACCUAGAACUAGUUUCUGUAGGAGUUAGUUUCCUCCAUCGCCACCGCAGCUGGACGCUGCUCCUCCGGCCCCCGGCCCCUCACACUCCUCACUUGGUGCCUCCAGUGCAAUGCAGGAGCCUGAUCAGAGCACGCUGGGUUGGAGGGCACCCCUCAGGAUCAUCGAGUCUGAUUCCUGGCCCCGUGCAGGACAUCCCAAGACCCCCACCGUGUGCCCGGGAGCGUUGUCCAACACUUGCUGAGCUCACACAGGCUUGGUGCCGUGACCACUUCUCCCCCCGGCAUCAGAGUGCAGGGCUGGGCUCGGGGCGGGUGUGUGGGACUCGGGGGUCUCGGUGGUGCCCCCCUUGCCAGAGGCACUCGGCACCUUGCAGGGCAGGACCUGCACCCUCGCUAUUGAACGCUGCGACCAUGUAGCUUGGGGGGUUGGGGCUUUGGGGUUGGAUUUGUUUAUUUUUAUUUUAUUGUUGUUUUUUGGUUGUUUGUUUUUUAACACCAUAACCACUUGGUAACUUUUAAGAACCAGUAUUUUUUUAAUGAAGGACAAGACACCCCCCACCCCGUACCCGAGUGUAUAUAACCCGCCUGUAGAAGGUGUAACUAUGCAAUAAUACAGUAUCCCAGUAGUUGUGAAGCAGCUGCUUCUCCCCAGCACAAUGACAAUUUGCAAUGCCUGCGAGAUUAACAGUGUCCAUGAAAGGCAGGGGUAGCCAUUUCAAACCCCAGCCCUGUUUACAGAGCAGCUAUGCACUCAAGCACCUGUUAAUAUGACUCUUAACAACUGCUUUUCAAGAGAACUGUGACUAAUAGCAGGCACUUGUCAGCUGAUACAAUGGUGGCCUGUCCCAAGGCUGUCCAUCGACAGGUGUGUGCCAAAAGCCCUAUUUAUGGGUAUUGACAGGUGCCUCCUGAAUGCAUCUUUCUUUGGACAUUGUUUUCAUGGAAUCAUUACAAAGAGGAUGUUUACAUUUCAAAGGUACACUGGUAUUUAUAUUUUUGUGCCACAAUUUUGUACUGAUGGAAACUUUUUUAUAUAAUGAUAUACAGUUUAUUGAUAUUCAAUAAAAUCGUUAAUUUAUAA
This is a messenger RNA of Oenanthe melanoleuca, 1896 nucleotides long. RefSeq names its product snail family transcriptional repressor 1 (gene SNAI1). Lineage: Eukaryota; Metazoa; Chordata; Aves; Passeriformes; Muscicapidae. The record is from RefSeq and is a predicted model, not a curated record. Gene Ontology annotation, biological process: regulation of DNA-templated transcription. The transcript has 3 exons. Bases 24 to 788 code for a protein of 254 amino acids. Gene Ontology annotation, molecular function: DNA-binding transcription factor activity, RNA polymerase II-specific; RNA polymerase II cis-regulatory region sequence-specific DNA binding.